GCUGGGUGAGGUCCCAGCCGGUGACGUGGGCGCGUAAACACGGGAAACGGUGGCGAGGACAAACACGGACGGCCGCUGCAGCCCGGAGCGGACGGGCGUGUGUGUGAUCGAUCGAUAGGGAUCAGUCCGGUGGUCUGGCAGUGAUCUGGGGGCUUCUGAGACGAUCAAAGAGGAUCAGUUUGCGGUGUGCUGUCGGGCGGAGGAGGGAUGCGUUGCCUGGUAACAGAUACAGGAGCGAGGAUGAAAACAGGCCAAUGGUCGCUCUGAGUGAACGCCUUCAGCUUUAACGGUCCACAUCUCUCUUCUACUAACAGAUGCGUGCCUGUAGUUCGCGCUCAGGGUGAAGCCGCCGUCAUGCCGUGUACCUGUGCAGAGUGGAGGAGGUGGAUCCGCCCGCUGGUUCUGGUUCUCUACGCUCUUCUGCUGGUGGCCGUGCUGCCGCUGUGCGUCUGGGAGCUGCAGAAGGACAAAGUCGGGACUCACAGUAAAGCCUGGUUUAUCGCCGGCGUCUUCGUGUUUCUGACCAUCCCGAUCUCGCUGUGGGGGAUCCUGCAGCACAUGGUGCACUACACCCAGCCCGAGCUGCAGAAGCCCAUCAUCAGGAUACUAUGGAUGGUGCCGAUCUACAGUUUGGAUAGUUGGCUGGCUCUGCGAUACCCCAGCCUGGCCAUCUACGUGGACACGUGCAGGGAGUGCUACGAGGCCUACGUCAUCUACAACUUCCUGGUGUUCCUGCUGAACUUCCUCAGUAACCAGUACCCCAGCCUGGUGCUCAUGCUGGAGGUCCAGCAGCAGCAGCUGCACCUGCCCCCGCUGUGCUGCUGCCCGCCGUGGCCCAUGGGAGAGGUGCUGCUGUUCAGGUGUAAGCUGGGUGUCCUGCAGUACACUGUGGUCAGACCAGUAACCACGGUGAUAGCGCUCAUCUGUCAGCUCUGUGGGGUUUAUGACGAAGCCAACUUCAGCUUCAGAAACGCCUGGUCCUACCUGGUCAUAAUCAACAACAUAUCUCAGCUGUUUGCCAUGUACUGCCUGGUGUUGCUCUAUCGAGCUCUCAGGGAGGAGCUGAAGCCCAUCAGACCUGUGGGGAAGUUUCUCUGCGUCAAACUGGUCGUGUUUGUCUCCUUCUGGCAGGCGGUUUUAAUAGCACUGCUGGUGAAGGUUGGUGUGAUCUCUGACAAGCACACCUGGGACUGGGACAGCGUGGAGGCCGUGGCUACUGGACUUCAGGACUUCAUCAUCUGCAUAGAGAUGUUCCUGGCUGCCAUCGCUCACCACUACACAUUCACCUACAAGCCCUAUGUACAGGAAGCAGAGGAGGGUUCGUGUUUCGACAGCUUUUUGGCCAUGUGGGAUUUCUCUGACAUCAGAGCUGAUGUCAGCGAGCAGGUCCGCCAUGUGGGCCGUACGUUCCUGGGUCGUCCCAACAAGAUGUAUUUUGGUGCUGCGGCUCGUCCCGAACACACCGAGCACACCGGCCUCCUCACCUCGCAGGACCCCAUCGCCGUGGCAGCCACGUCAAUGCCCACUUCCCCUUCAUCGAGUGGGCGGUACCAGGGGCUCGGCCACACCACCGCCCCCCACUCUAUCUCCGCUCCUGCGGGGUUCACGGCCUCGUCCUGGGAGGACGACAGCGACGGUUCGCCUCCACAGGUGGGUGGAGGUCAAUAACAGCAGGAUGCACAGCAAGGAGGAAAGAAAAAGACUCUCAGCUUCUGUAUUCAAGUCCAAACAAAACUAUAAACUUGAACUCUGAACUUUCUGCACAUGCAUUUAAAAAAGACAAAGACGAGGCAAAGCAAAGGAGAGCGAAUACGAGCACACUGAAAUGUCAAAGCCAUGUUGAAAAUCUUUGGUAUGUAAAAUAAGUACUCAGAUUUCAGUGUCUGAAUCUGUAUUUUGAUGUCAAAUGAUGUAAUUUUGAUAAAUGUCCCCAUCGCUGGUGAAGAAAAAGGAUCUGAGAGUUUUCAGCAGGUUGUUCGAGCUAGCUUUGACUAUUUGUUCUAACUUAUUAUAAAUGAAUAAACAGACUGUGCUAUCA
This is a messenger RNA of Archocentrus centrarchus (flier cichlid), 2038 nucleotides long. RefSeq names its product transmembrane protein 184C-like. Lineage: Eukaryota; Metazoa; Chordata; Actinopteri; Cichliformes; Cichlidae. Bases 355 to 1668 code for a protein of 437 amino acids. The record is from RefSeq and is a predicted model, not a curated record. The transcript is spliced from 12 exons.